Closterium sp. Yama58-4 is the source of this 417-nucleotide messenger RNA. NCBI's taxonomy places the organism in Eukaryota, Viridiplantae, Streptophyta, Zygnematophyceae, Desmidiales, Closteriaceae. The record is from the annotation of a GenBank genome assembly.
AUGCUUUAUGAACUUGUAUGUGUGUACCUUUCGGCCAUAUCAAUAUACGGACCAUUAGAGAGAGAGAGAGAGAGAGAGAGAGAGAGAGAGAGAGAGAGAGAGAGAGAGAGAGAGAGAGAGAGAGAGAGAGAGAGAGAGAGAGAACGAGAGAGAGAGAACGAGAGAGAGAGAGAGAGAGAGAGAGAGAGAGAACGAGAGAGAGAGCGAGAGAGAGAGAGAGAGAGAGAGAGAGAGAGAGAGAGAGAGAGAGAGAGAGAGAGAGAGAGAGAGAGAGAAGAGAACAAGAGAACGAACGAGAGAACAAACGAGAGAUAUACACAGAGUUCAUUAAACUACGGUUUCGAAAGAACCUAUGAAGUAUUCAAAUUGGAACACAAUAAUUCAGAAGGACGUAGCAUAUUGGGUUGCAGCCUUUGA